Molecule: messenger RNA, 3213 nt
Organism: Fusarium sp. VM40
Lineage: Eukaryota; Fungi; Ascomycota; Sordariomycetes; Hypocreales; Nectriaceae
Source: the annotation of a GenBank genome assembly
AUGGCCAGUUCAAUUAUAAGUAAGCUGGUCGCCAGCGCAGCUAGCAUUCAGAAUGACUUUUCUCUCGCGGCCGCCAAUCUGAAUCUCGACUUUACUCUCAUCAAGUUGGAGGCACCAAAGGAGUUCGUCAGCGUUGGUACGAGCCUCACCAACGUGCGGAAAGAGAAUGCCGAGAGAGGCUCCCUUCAUCGAACCGCACGUAAGUUGGGCGCCAUUUUCGAUGGUGUGCCGCCUUCUGCUGAGCGUCUCUUGUCCAUUUAUGGAAAGCGAGUCUCUGAAAUUUGCCAGCAGAGGCAUAUUGAUACGGAAGAACGAAACCGAUAUGGCAUAUUUUCUCAAUUCGCCGGGACUGACUCUGCCAGCUUAUGGGCGGCAGCAACAUCCGGAUCAAGCGCCAUUUCCAUACAUUUAUUGGCAUGUAUGAUUGCAGGAGUUUUUGACAGCGCCCAGUCGGUUGCACUUUGGUUGCAGCUCAUCGAAACAAGGAAGUCAGAGAUCCAGGAAACUAUCGACCAAGAAAUAGAUCAGAUGAAAGUCAUAGCAAAAGCUCUUGUUACCCAGCAAGAGUUCACAAGGGACGAGCUGGCGGCUUGGGACAACAGCGCCAGAUCCUGGAUAAACACAGCACAUUUGGCUACAGCUGAACAACGUAAGGUGGCACUGCUAUAUGCUGACAACGCUGGAAUACCGGUGAACGCGUCCUCCGAUCCUUAUAGCAGUGUUAUCAAAGCCUGGAAAGAUGCCAUGACAUCUAUGGAGUGUCUCAUCAACGGCACGCCCCAAAGAGUGCGCAAUGGUGCCGUGCUGUUGGCUAUUAACUCCUGGCAUCUCUAUCCAGAUCUUUGUGUCCUAAGCAAGGGUCCGGAUGUCAUCCACCAGAGAGAUCCACUCAUAUCAAGCUCGGGAAUCUUGACUUUAGACCUUGAGAGGUCUUCAGAGGUGGCGAGCAGUGUGACAUGGUCUCUUCCACUAGCCUAUUUACGGUAUUAUGGCGAGCCUGUCGUUGUAAAUCGAAGCCUCAGCGUGGGCUCUGCAAGGAUAUCCAUCGAUCAAUUUCGUCUGGUCCUACUUGGUUGUGUCUUGUCCAAUUGGCACGGCUUCAGCGUCUCCAUGCUGGAUGAUAUUGAACUGGUAGCUGGGCUGCUGGAUGCAAUUAGAUCUCCCGAAAGAUCGAAUGAGGAAUCUGAGUACCAGCGAUCAAAUUUGGUGCGGAUGCAGAAGAUGACCAGGCAAAACUCGUGGAUCGGCCAACUGUUAACAGCCGCGGAUGACAUAUCAUCCAUGGAUCCUAUCGAGCGGGAAACGGCGCUGAAAUUAAUCAACCAUGGUCGUCGUCACGGCCGCUUCCUCUGCGCCCCCGAUUCCGCCCCUGCGCCUUUCUUUGGACUAUGCCACAUACCCUCUUUAUUCUCUUUGCUAGAAGGUCCAGAACCUCGUAUCAAAUAUCUGAGGAAAUAUGCGCAAGACCUCGGGCUAUCGAAUAGUAACUGUGUUAUUCGAUACUACUACGGACAGAAUAGCUACGAGUACGCCACCAUAGAGCCGUUGGGCGAUAGCCAUAAAAAGGAGGAUUUGUCAGGAUUUAUUCGCCGAGUGGAUCACUCAUCUACGCCAUGUGCUAAGACUCAUAUGCGGUGGAUUCCAGUCAGAACUAGAGGACCCGGUUGCGAUUGCAAUGACAUCUGUCACAAAAGACCAGAAGAUCAGCCAGAACAGAAAGCCAAAUCGGGCUUCAGGAGACUAGAAAUAACAACAAGGCGUCGCGAGAAGUUCUGUGGCUGUUUGGAGCGCGGUGCUUGUUCUUUGGCCUGCCAUGGCUGGAAGAUCAUGCCAAUCAAGAAGUGCCUUCCCGAAGCGACGAAAAUCCAGCGACGUAUAGAUUACAUUCAGAAGAUGGGAGAAAGGCCUAUGCCGGCGCAUGAAGUUUCCUAUUCAUCUGAUCCUAGGAAUGGCCAGGUCGACUUUGGGAACGGUACUGAUUUUCAUCCGGCACUUUUACAGCUUUCGAAAGGAGAUUCACAGACAUUCGUGCACCUCGAAUUCUGUGCUGGCGACUAUGAACUUGCUGAGAUCUUGAGAGUUGGCCCGAUGACUAAAAAUAAUACCGAUCCCCGCCAAGGCCGACCGGGUGGUGAUUCACGACACCUAGGGCAUUAUUUCACUGGACGAAUAUUCAAGUCGACAUUGCAACCUGAUGCAUUCGAUCACUAUAAGCUUACGGAAUGGUUUGCCACUCAUUUGAGGAAGACGAACAUUGAUUUUGUUCAACCACUUCGCGCUUGUGCCGCCGCAGUUGAGCUAUAUUCACGCUUGCCAGAGGCCACCAUUGACUCUUCAAUAAUGAGCCGGACUUCUCUCAGAGACGCCAGAUGGAUCCCCAGUAGAGAAAAUCUCCAGGAAUCGCCCCUGAAACUGACCCUUUCGCGGCCCAAAGCCUUUGCUUGCAUUGCAAUGCUCGAAACAGGCCGUAACUUUGACAUUGGGUACCUACGGAACGUGUUUGCUAUGACCUACGGUAACUCCAUAUUUGUGGCAAGCCCUCUCAUGGCUGACCCUUAUGAGACCCCACUCGCGACGGAAAUCAAGCGCGUGAGUGGCAACAUCGGCCAACCAGGGUUAUCCUUUCUCAUUCCGCCGCCAAAUCCUAGGAUACGUAAAUCAAACCCCGAGGCCUGGACGGUUCUCAGCCAUAAGCGAUUCGAAGGGCACCUCGAGGACAGCUUUUGGAAAACCUCAAUGCACCUGACCUUGACGCAAUACCAACCCGGACUACCAGGUCUUAACCAAGACGAGCACUAUAUCGAUGAAUCUACGGCAUUGCGUGAGACCCUGGUCCAGGUAUACGACAGCUCAGAAUGGGUCUGCGAUCUUGAUAUAUUAGCAACUCUUGGAGAUCCCCUUGUUUCUCGUGUUUCGUGUAAUGACACAAGUCACCCAGUGGCAACUGAUUUUCCAAAUACGGGGGGGCUCUCCGGGGCCAUCACUGUGGAUAACUGGGAAGAGUUACUUACACCGCCGGUCGAUAGCGGCGUCCUUGUGGUACGGACUUCUGGAAACUGGCUAGCAAGGCUUGCUGCAGCUGGUGUUUGUAUUCGAUUACGCAAGCAUGCUGUUAUUCUUCCUCAGCACCCGUGCUGGCCUUGUACAGAGUUGCACCUUGUGAAACUGAGUAGUACUGGUAGUAAUGAUCAGUAUCCUGUCUUGGUUUUAUGA